AUGAGCGUUGCUAAUUACAAUUUAUUGUUGUCGCUAUUAAAGCAACGACUACAACGUUUUKCAUAUAGAAAACCAAUUCAGCCUGAGACUCGUUUGGCGGUCACAUUAAUGGAAGUCAAUGUGAAUUUCUUGGCACAAGGAUGUAAUUUCAAUGUUAUAUCUUGGUCUUUCAAACUUGGAGUUUCGACAGUCCGUAAAAUUGUAUACGAAACAUGUGACGCUAUUUGGGAUGAAUUGCAUGAUGCAUAUUUGUCAGCACCAAACUCACACGAACUUCGAGAUAUUGCAAGCAAGUUCUAUGUAAAGACUGGAAUGCCGAAUUGCUUGGGAGCUAUAGAUGGGAAACACAUUCGUAUAAAAAGCCCAAGAAAUAGCGGAUCAUUAUACUACAAUUAUAAGAAAACGUUUAGCAUUGUACUAACGGCAGUGAGUGAUGCUAAUUACGUGUUCACAUAUGUUGAUGUCGGUGCUCUAGGAAGCCAAAGUGACGGUGGAAUAUUUGCCCGCAGUGCCUUUGRAAAGAAGUUGCUGAAUGGCACACUGGAAGUUCCUUCUGACACAAACUUGCCGGGUACAACGAACAGCUUUCCGUAUUAUUACGUCGGCGACAGUGCGUUUCCACUGAAACCAAAUUUAAUGCGACCAUUUCCCGGCCGCCACUGACCAGAAGAUAAAGACAAAUUUAACUUAGCGUUGUCUAGAGCCCGAGUGCACAUAGAAAACGCAUUCGGAAUUUUGGCCAAUCGWUGGAGAGUACUGCAUACAACAAUACAUGCUUGCCCAAAGAAUGCAGACAAAAUUGUUUUAGCUUUUGACGUUACAAAAUGACAGGAAUUACUUCACCCUUGAACUUGCUGACCACUCAGAAGGUAACAGAGAAAUACCCGGGCGUUGGAGAGAAGAAGCAAAUUCCCUUGAAUCG
Messenger RNA from Bactrocera latifrons, 922 nucleotides. RefSeq names its product putative nuclease HARBI1. Lineage: Eukaryota; Metazoa; Arthropoda; Insecta; Diptera; Tephritidae. The coding region runs from base 1 to 663 and encodes 220 amino acids. The record is from RefSeq and is a predicted model, not a curated record. The transcript has 2 exons.